Messenger RNA from Fimicolochytrium jonesii, 441 nucleotides. RefSeq lists its product as uncharacterized. The coding region runs from base 108 to 377 and encodes 89 amino acids. NCBI's taxonomy places the organism in Eukaryota, Fungi, Chytridiomycota, Chytridiomycetes, Spizellomycetales, Powellomycetaceae. The transcript has 4 exons. Gene Ontology annotation, biological process: mitochondrial electron transport, cytochrome c to oxygen. The record is from RefSeq and is a predicted model, not a curated record.
UUGUGGGGUUCCGCUGCAACCCUGGCUGCAACCCGAUUGCUUGCUCCUUCGUGACGUCCACAGCUCGAACAACCACCGAAACAAACUCAGCACAACAACACACCACAAUGUUCGCCAAAGCUGCUUUGCGCUCUCAAGCUGCCCGUCUUGUGCGUGGCGACGGUCCCGCCGGACCAUGGGGUCCUAUGAGCUUCGCUGGAAACAACUGGCGCAAGUACGGUGCCCUUCCGUUCUCCGUCAGCAAGCGCGGAAAGUUCCUUUUCUACUUCUGGACCGCAGCGAUUAUCGGAUUUGGAUUGCCAUUCGCAAACACGGAAUGGAAGCUGGCUCCUUUGCGCGAGGCUAAGCGCAAGGAACUCGCGGCCGCAAAGGAAUAAGAGACCCUUGCGAGAUCACUUCCUGUGCUCAUAAUACCUUGAAAUAUAUUCCGAAACAUCCACG